AUGAAGUCGGAUCUCGAGAAAGGCUCGCCAUCCCUGCGAAGCGACAGCCAGUUCGAGCUUGAGACAACGCCCAGUAGUGAGCUCAAGGAUCCGCUCCCAGAUACGAAGCCCAAGUCGACAUGGCAGCGAUUGAUCUCCGUUCUGAAAGGAGGUGGGGAGGCCCACGGUAUUGAGCCGGUGCCCUUGGAAGAGCGACAGCCGGUCACUGCUUCAACGUCGUUGCACAUGCUUCUCAUGUGGUUCAGCAUGUCGCUCGCCACGAAUAAUAUCAUUGUUGGAUCGAUGGGCACGUUUGUGCUGGGUCUGAGUUUCAAGGAUGCAGCGUUUUGUGCCAUAUUUGGCAAUCUCCUGGGAGUUUUUACAGUGGGAUAUGUGAGCACAUGGGGACCCAUCAGUGGAUGUCGCACUCUGAUUGUGGGACGCUUCUUUAUGGGCUACUAUCCCAGCAAAGUAUGCUGUGCAUUGAAUGUCUUCACUAAUCUUGGCUACUGCAUGGUCAACAGCGUCGUUGGAGGUCAGAUUCUGUCCCGGGUAUCUGGAGGGCAUGUCUCUGUGCUGGUUGGAAUUGUGAUUGUAGCCGGAUUAAGUUGGGUGAUGGCCAUGUUCGGCAUGAAGAUCUUCGCAGUCUAUGAGCGGUUUGCAUGGCUGCCGCAAUUAAUGGUGCUUUGUGUGAUGCUGGGCUCAGCCGGUCCUCAUUUCGACUUCAACAUUCACACUGAGAUGUCUCAGGGAGCUCUCAACGCCAAGCGUGUUACCUUCUUUUCACUAUGUAUGUCUAUCGGCCUGGCGUGGGCACCUCUCGCCGCGGACUACUACGUCUACUACCCGCCCACGUCAAACGCUGGCGCACCUCUGGCUAGUUCCGCCGUAUACAGAGCCAAGUAUGGCAACAAUCCAGGCGAUCUGUUGAUGAUGGCAUACGAUUCUCUUGGAGGAUUUGGCAAGUUCUGCGCGGUGAUUAACGUUUUUGCGCUGCUGGCUAACAACACGCCCGGCGCUUACUCGAUGAGCAUGAAUUUCCAAAUGCUCGGUGAUUUCUUCCGCACGGUCCCGCGACCUGUCUUCGUCACUCUUAGCACAGCCAUCUACUGCGGUUGCGCUAUGGGUGGCCGCAACCAGCUGUACGACGUGUUCAAGAGCUUCCUACCGUUGAUCGGAUACUGGGUGAUGAUGUUCUUUUGUAUUAUAGUGAUGGAGGAUGUCCUGUUUCGCCGCCGCCGUGGCUAUGACUGGUCCUCCUGGAAUACGUCGCAGCAGCUGCCCAUGGGAAUCGCAGCCGGUCUGGCUUUCGCGAUCGGCUGGGCCGGCGCUAUUGUCGGCAUGGACCAAUCCUACUACGGCGGACCUGUUGCCCAGCUGGCGCACGGCGCUGACCUCGGUACGUGGCUCGGGGCAGGGUUUACUCUCGUCUCGUUCCCACCCCUACGUGCGGUCGAACUGUGGUAUAUGGGACGUUGA
Molecule: messenger RNA, 1458 nt
Organism: Penicillium maclennaniae
Lineage: Eukaryota; Fungi; Ascomycota; Eurotiomycetes; Eurotiales; Aspergillaceae
Exons: 5
Coding region: 1-1458 (485 amino acids)
Biological process (GO): transmembrane transport
Cellular component (GO): fungal-type vacuole membrane; plasma membrane
Molecular function (GO): transmembrane transporter activity
Source: RefSeq, a predicted model, not a curated record